AUUUAGUUGAGCAAAUAAGGGCAAAAGUGUCCAAGAAAAAAACCGCUUAUCCACUAUCUCUCACUCCCUCGACACCAGCAGCUGCACAUAAUAUUCACAACGAGUCUUCUGCAAAAUUUCAUUUUGGCAUUCUAUCGAGCAUUUUGUGUGCAUUUCAAUGGCAGCGACAUAUUCGCCUGCUUCCCACGUGCGCUCCAUCUUCUACGCGUAUAAUGCUCCCAAAAUACGCUUCUCAAUCCCAGCUUCUAAAAUCAUGGGUUCUUGGGGAGCGUCCGCAAACUACGUUAAGCUUCAGGCGACGGCAAAAGGGUUUCAAUCUCAUGGAAAAGCUUUGAUAGUCACCCGGACAUGGAAGAAAUUUGGAGUUAGGUGCGCGACUAUUGAGGAAAUAGAAGCGGAGAAGUCCAUGAUUGAGAAAGCUGUUAAAGAAAAGAUGGAAAAGACAAUAGAAAACGUGCGUUCCCGCUUCAAUUCAAUUAGGACUGGCAGAGCAAACCCGGCUAUACUAGACAAAGUUGAGGUCGAGUACUAUGGAACACCAGUUCCCUUGAAGAGUAUAGCUCAAAUUAGUACUCCUGAUGCAAGUUCUCUCUUGGUGCAACCAUAUGACAAAUCCAGCUUGAAGGUAAUUGAGAAAGCAAUUGUCAGCUCUAAACUCGAUUUGAAUCCAAACAAUGAUGGAGAAGUUAUUAGAUUGACCAUUCCACAAUUGACAUCUGAGAGGAGGAAGGAGUUGUCAAAGAUUGUGGCUAAGCAGGCUGAAGAAGGCAAGGUUGCUAUAAGGAAUAUAAGAAGAGAUGCCAUCAAAUCUUACGAUAAACUCCAGAAGGAGAAGAAGCUCUCUGAGGACAACGUAAAGGACCUAUCAGCUGAUAUGCAGGUAAAUUAUUCAGCUUGAUGAAUUAGUUUAGACAA
Molecule: messenger RNA, 915 nt
Organism: Striga asiatica
Lineage: Eukaryota; Viridiplantae; Streptophyta; Magnoliopsida; Lamiales; Orobanchaceae
Source: the annotation of a GenBank genome assembly